Achroia grisella is the source of this 2163-nucleotide messenger RNA. Its product is annotated as FGGY carbohydrate kinase domain-containing protein. The coding region runs from base 159 to 1790 and encodes 543 amino acids. Gene Ontology annotation, biological process: carbohydrate metabolic process. The record is from RefSeq and is a predicted model, not a curated record. The transcript has 5 exons. Gene Ontology annotation, molecular function: kinase activity; phosphotransferase activity, alcohol group as acceptor. NCBI's taxonomy places the organism in Eukaryota, Metazoa, Arthropoda, Insecta, Lepidoptera, Pyralidae.
UACGUAAUUGAACCAAUAAUCAUUUUGUCUCCUAUCUUGUAAUGAAGGUCAUAAGUUUAUUACUCUAUUUUUUUACUUCUUCCUCAUUACAAAAGUUCUGUUCCUAAUUUAUUUAAUUUAAGGUUAAACAAGUAAGUCCUUAAUUGGAAUUUAAACAAAUGAAUAACAAGGUAUAUUUUAUUGGCGUUGAUGUUGGCUCGGGCAGUGUUCGAGCAGCUCUAGUUGAUGAUAAAGGACAUGUAUUGAAGACGUCAGUUAAAGAACUCCAGACAUGGAAACCAAAAGUUGAUUACUAUGAACAAUCAUCCAAUGAUGUAUGGGAUAGCUGUAUAUUUGUGAUAAAGAAUGUCAUUGAGGAUGUGAGUGCAGCAAACAUAAAAGGUAUUGGUUUUGAUGCUACCUGCUCUUUGGUAGUGUUAGACAAAAAUGGUAACCCGGUUGCAGUCAGUAAUUCUAAUAAUAAUGAACAAAACAUUAUCAUGUGGAUGGACCACAGAGCUCAAGCUGAAGCUGAUAUUAUUAACAAAAAGAAUCAUGAAAUUCUCAAAUAUGUUGGAGGAAAAGUAAGUUUGGAAAUGGAGAUACCUAAACUGCUAUGGUUAAAAAAGCAUCUGCCAACUAAAUGGGCCCAGUUUGGACACUUUUUCGACCUUCCAGACUUCUUAACAUGGAAAGCAACAGGAUCAUUAAGUAGAUCUUUGUGUUCUCUAGUUUGCAAAUGGAACUAUGAUUGUUCAAGUGUUGGGAAACAUGGUUGGAAUGUGAGUUAUCUAUCUGACAUUGGUUUAAAUGACCUUGCAGAGAAUAACUUUGAAAAAAUUGGUAAUAAAGUGUUGAUGCCAGGGGAGAAAUGUGGAGGCCUCACAGUGGAAGUAGCACAUAUUCUUGGUCUAGCAACGGGCACUCCAGUUGCAUCUUCUAUCAUUGAUGCUCAUGCUGGUGGUCUUGGUAUGAUAGGUUCACAUGGUGAAGGCAUAGACAAAAAUAUGUCUAGUCGUCUGGGGUUGAUAUGUGGAACAUCUACAUGUCAUAUGGCUGUGAAUGACAAACCUGUUAUAGUUCAAGGCAUAUGGGGACCAUAUUUCAGUGCUAUGGUUCCAAAUAUGUGGCUUAAUGAAGCCGGUCAAAGUGCCUCUGGAAUGUUAUUAGACUAUAUAAUAUCCAGCCAUCCAGCUGGUAUCAGACUGCUCAAAAUAUAUAAUACAGGAGAUGUGCGAAAUCAUCUUAGAGAAUUACUUGUAAAGAUGGCAAAUUUUCAAGGCUUAAAUGAUGUAAGCCUGCUGACCAAAGAGCUACAUGUUUGGCCAGACUUCCAUGGAAAUAGAUCUCCUUUAGCAGACCCUUAUAUGAGGGGAAUGUUAGUUGGAUUAUCAAUAAAUGAUAGUGAAGAAAAUCUAGCUUUGUUAUAUCUUGCCACAUUACAAGGUUUAUCGUAUGGUACCAGACAUAUUAUAGAUGCCUUGACAAAGGCUGGUUAUGAACCAUUUAAGUCUUUGCUUAUCUGUGGUGGCAUCACUAAGGAUCCACUUUUUGUCCAGAUCCAAGCUGAUGCUGUUGGGUUGCCCAUAUUAAAACCAUAUGAAAAAGAUUCUGUAUUAGUUGGUUCUGCCAUACUGGGUGCUUGUGCAUCUUCAUAUUUUAAUAAUAUUGAAGAUGCUAUUCAAAACAUGGGUGGUGAAGCAGAAGUUAUUCAUCCUAAUCUAAAUAUAAAGUCAUUCCAUAAUAAAAAAUAUUUAGUAUUUUUACAAAUGUUUCAGGAUCAAUUAAAAUACAGGACUAUUAUGAAUUAGUUACAAGGAUCUAUGUAUCCUAGUUAGUUUGUUUAGCAUGCUGAACCCCUAAAAUCAUGCUCUGAGUAAAAAUCUAUAUGUACUUUUUUUUCAUUAUUUAUAGUUAUUAAACAUAACAAAUUACUAUUGUCAUUUGUUAUGUUUUGUAGAGUUGAUGUUGAUAUGUAUUUGUAUGUAGGUAACUAAAUAGGUACAAUUUAUAACAUUUAUUAGUCACAGAAAAGGGACCCACUAUUUUGUAAGCUAUUUAUAAAUAUAUUUUCUGUAUAUUUUGUAUAUAGCAUAUUUAGUAAACACCCAUUCAUUUCUAUGUUAUUGAAAUUAUUAAUUCUAUACUAAAAGAUCUAAUUAAUUAUACAAAAAUAAUUAUAUA